Paralichthys olivaceus (Japanese flounder) is the source of this 3993-nucleotide messenger RNA. NCBI's taxonomy places the organism in Eukaryota, Metazoa, Chordata, Actinopteri, Pleuronectiformes, Paralichthyidae. The record is from RefSeq and is a predicted model, not a curated record.
CAGAUGGUCUUCAACGUAGUUUAUCCCAUGGCUCCAGACCAGAGGCGCCAUGUCAGCAUCAACUCGGCUCGCUGGCUGCCGGAUCCUGGGAUGGGUCUGGCUUAUGGAACAAAUAAGGGAGACUUGGUGAUCUGCCGACCAGUGUUCUAUCGCAGCGAUGGUGAGGGUCCCGGAGAGUCGAGCAGUGAACCUUUAUUCUCUGUCAACAACAGUGGAACGAGCAGAACCCGAGGCUCUGACAGACCGGGGCCUAAUCGUUCUGGCUGGAGGCUGGACAGAGACAUGGGUUUGAUGAACGCGAUUGGUCUUCAGCCCCGACAUCCCACGCCAUCAGUGACAUCACAAGGAACCCAGACGCCAAUCGUCCAGCUGCAGAACGCUGAGACACAAACAGAGAGGGACCUAUCAGAGCCCAGCGUCUCCCAGCCACCACCUAAUGCCUCAGCAGAGACUCCCUCCACAAGUGGAGCGUCCCAGCAGCAGCAGCAGGAGGCGUCUCAGAGCAGCAGCGUUCCGGACGACGUCCAGACUGAAGCUUCAUCCGAUGCCAACGCGUCCACAGCUGCUGAUUCCCCAGAGUUCGGUUCAGGUGAAGACGCUCUGGCUCGAAUCCGCCGGCUGAUUGCAGAAGGUGGUAUGACGGCGGUGGUCCAGCGGGAGCAGAGCACCACCAUGGCCUCCAUGGGUGGCUUUGGAAACAAUAUCAUUGUCAGCCAUCGAAUCCACCGCAGCUCCCAGACAGGCACCGGGGCCUCCAGACCUCAAGCCGAGCCCACCCUUACGGCCCCUUCCUCCUCCUCAGGACCUCUCCUCAUCACACAGAACCAGUCUUACCUUCCUCCCCAAGCCUCCGCCCCAUCUGAACAACUGGCUCCCAUGUGGGGCCCCCAGGUGCUGUCUGGCCCCCAGCCCUCCGGCCUCUCUCUAGCUGUAGACAUGGACGAUGUAUUUGACGGAGGACGAGCGGACGACAACUCCCUGCCGGGUCCUUCCUCUUCCUCGCUGCUGCUGACUUCCCCUUCUUCGUCCUCCUCCUCCACCUCUCACAGUCCCCUGCCCAGCGGUGGCGGGGGGUGUGGCCCCAAUAGUUACCCAGGUGACCCGUACAGCAGGUAGUUCUCCUAUUGGCCAAGAGAAGCAGAGCGUUGGUUGAUGGAUUUCGUUAAUGGCGCUCCUCAAAGCCUUAUCUCACAAAGAAAAGGGUGCUGCUUCGACUCUGCACAGGGUCUCCCGCCUGAAAAAGAAAGGGGUCUCCCGCCUGGAAAAGAAGGGACACAAGAACCCCACCUCACCCAAAACCCGCCACGGCGUUGGCGUGCACUUAGAAAAACUGGACUGAAGCUGAACCGCGACCAUUCCUCGUCAGAAAGGGCUCCUACUUGAACAGUUAGCGCUGAGCUCCUCUCUGCUUGUUUGUUUAAAGUGUCAGCGCGACGGGAGAAAAGGUUCCUGUGUCAAAGUGCCGUGGGGGGGGGGGGGGUCUUUCUUUUACACAUUUACUCCGAUGUGCUGCAUAGUAGUAAAUAUAAAUGCGUGAUUGAAGUGUUAACAGUGAAUUCAGCACUACUUUAUCUUGAAGCCUGUUUUGUACCGUGUGUAAUCAUGAUGUGUCGGAGGCGGGACUCUGCUCCUCGGACGUCACUGAUCAAUCACACAAUCCAUCAAUCAUCAAUGACUGACACCUGGGACUCAGAGACCUGAAGCUACCGGACGUCUGUUCAACGACGCUGCAGUUUAUCAAAUACAUAGGUUGUUUUUUCAAAAGGCUGAAGAGGAGAAGGAACCCCCACCCCUCCCCUCCCCUCCCCCCUCAAUACCUACCAGCCAAGUUAAAUGCACUAUAGGUGCGUGUGUGUUUGUGUGUCAGUGCUUUUCACACAUCUUUAAAAAAUAAUUUUACUUCAAAAUUAUGGUUUCUGCAAAACUUUCUGGAACUCGAAAUCACUGCAUUCGUCCUGGCUCCUGAUUGGCUGUCUCAUCUUUACCGUAGACUGUAAAUAAAGAUGACAGCGAUUCUUCACUUCCACAGAAAUGAAGCUAAAGUCACUCACGAACCUCUGUGUGAUGGUGGGCUGGAGCUUUGGUCCCGUCCAUACACGCUCUCGACCAAUCAGAGUCAGCUGUCAAUCAUGACGUCUCAGCCUGUUUUCAUUUCAUCAAAUAACAAAACCUGAAAAGACAGAAACCAACAUGGAGGAGGUCUAUAACCUUUACUGCAGCCAGCCACCAGGGGGUGGUCCAGAUGAUUUGGCUUCAGUUUUGGGAGCUGUCAUGUCGUCCGUCUGUAGUUGCAGUAUGUGGUUGUUUCUGGUGGGGUUGUAUCGCCACCUGUUGGUUUGAUGUGCUCUCUGCAGUUGUUCACAGCUCAUUUUUAAUGUUUGACACCAGUGAACGUGUGGACGCUGGCGUAAUGUGAACGUUAUGUUUCAUUCUUUUCUUCUCAGCACGAGAUGAAAACACAUUUAUUUAAAUCAACAGUAGAAAUAUAUAAAAACCACGAUGACGUUCGACAUGAACGUGACGCUGAAGUGAUUCUCAUCAGACCAGCGGCUGUCUGGGUCAAUGGGGAACAGCUUCUGUGAUCACAUGUCACAUGUUUGAUUCCCGUCACGUUUGAUUCCUUGUGUUCGCGUGUCUGGUAAAAACAUGAAGCUACGGAGGAUCUGAUCUGUUUGGAUUAGAGCAGCCAAUGAAUGUGCGUCACUCCUUCUUUUGCAGAGUCGACAAUAACAAGCUGUAGAAAUUCUGAUGUCAGUUUAAUAACGAGAUAAACCAGAGAACCUGAAUUUAAAAAACCUCCCACUCACAUAAAGUUUCAGAUAAAAACACGAACAAGAGGAAGUGGGCACUAAUUUCAGCAGCGGAUUGAUUCGUAUGUUCUGCAGUCGUGAGUCACUGUUUGCACAGGCAGGAGACACGUGCACGAUCCCUCUGUGACUCAGCUGUCGUCGUCCACCACAGGAAACUUCUUCUGUAACGUGAAGCGUCAGAACGUCACCUGUUCCUUACGUUCUACGUUCUGCUGCUGAGUUUUAGAACGAGAACAUUGGUGUCAAACGUUACUCAGAAGGUGACGGCGUCACGUCAUUGUGCUUACGCUCAGUUGUCUCAGAGGUCGUCUGACACUGAGUCCAGAUCAGCUCAGGACAGCCAUGAUGUCACUUCCUGUAUUGGCUCGUCAGCAGCCGUAGUUAAACUUGAACAAUAAUUAUUCAGGUUCAUUUCCUGUCUUUAAACCAGAGUUCGGUCUUUCAGUUUGAGAUCAGGACGUUCAGAAGCUUUCACUCUAAAACCUUCGCUCACACUCGGACGGACUCGGACAUGUUGCUCAACUUUUAUUGGUUUUGGAUGAAAACACGUCUGAACGUCUCAAUCUGAAAAUCCAAGCAAGAAAGAAAAACAACAUCACGCUCAACUUGGUUUUAAUCUGCUGUUCCACUGUGGCCUUAUGGGAAAUGAUAAAGGUCAAACAUGGCUGCGCUGCUUAUUCCUGGUGAUAAUUUACUGAACGUUACUAAAAACAUUUCGUCGACCUUUUUAACUUUCUGUCGGUGAACAGGCCUCUGCCCCCCCCCAACCCCGCCCCUCUGCAUGCAGAAAAAACUUGAAUUUGAUCAACUCAACUUUUCCUCUUCAGCCUGAGAGACUGUACAGACGCUAUUUUUUACUUUGUAUUCUUACUCCACGUCACACGGCGCAGUGUAGACGCUGAUGUGCUGCUCGUGUUGUGUAUGUGUGUGUGAGGGGGGGUGAUGGACCUAUGAAGAGGAAGGAGAGCUCUGAUUGGAGCAGAGACACUGUGGGAUUCAAGGGGUCGUUUACGUGAGAUUUUUUUAUUGAACCUUUAUUUCCUGCAGGUGAGUCCAGGUGAGAUCAGAGAUCUCGUUUCCAGGGCGACCUGCGGAGGAAGCGGCUGCAUGUGACGAGCAGGUGACACAGAAACAACUGAUCUGAAUGAUCCUGAAUUUACUUGAUCAAUGAACCUUUUAAAAA